AUGGCGUUCUUAACAACUACGUCUCUAGUUCUGGCGUUUGGUACAUUUGUACUAUACGCACUCAGUCGCUUCUUCUCGAGCAAGAAUCUUCACGACCUUCCGCUCCCUCCUGGACCUAAAGGUCUCCCCUUACUUGGCAACAUCAAUGACUUACCGAAGCCUGGAAUUCUCGAGUGCCAUCAUUGGCUCCAGCACAAGGACCGUUAUGGCCCUAUAAGCUCGAUCACGGUACUUGGUCAGACAUUCAUCAUUGUCAACGAUGCAGAUGUAGCGGUAGAGCUACUGAGCAAUCGUGCCGCUACAUUUUCAGGCCGACCGCACAUGGUGUUUAGCGGAGACAUGAUCGGCUGGACAAGAACGUUGGCGAUGCACCAACCCAAUCAGACCUUCAAGCACCAUCGUCGCAACAUCGCUAGUGUAGCUAGUUCCAGCACCUCACUCAAGGUCUUUGAUCGCAUCCAGAAUGAAGAGGCUGCACACUUUUUGUUGAACGUACUGGACUCUCCGAAUGAACUUUUUGAACACAUCAAAAAGGAAGCAGGUGCUGUUAUCUUGAGAAUCACGUAUGGAUACACGCCAAACGCCAAGGGAAGAGAUCCGCUAGUGGAUAUGGCGGGCCAAACUAUGGCCGAGUUUGCAGAUUCGAGUGUACCAGGGAAAUGGUCCGUGGAUGUCUUGCCGUUUUUGCGAUUCCUUCCAGACUGGUGUCCAGGUACUAGCUUCAAGCGCACAGCUCGCCAGAUGGCGGAACAAUUGACCCGCACAGCCGAAGAGCCAUACGCAUUCGUCAAGACUCAGAUGCAAGACAAGGAAGCAAAGACGUCUUUUCUCUCUCAAGCCAUUGAAUCACUCGGAUCGGACGCCUCCAUGGAGUACAUCCAUAAAUGGUCCGCUGCAUCCAUGUACCUCGGCGGUGCCGAUACAACAGUCUCAUCGCUAAUGACAUUCUUCCUCGCCAUGGCUGUAUUUCCACAAGUCCAGAAAAAGGCUCAAGAGGAGUUGGACCGCGUACUCGGCGGAGAGAGACUCCCAAUCACCAGCGACAAAGCAAGCUUACCGUAUAUCGAGGCCGUGAUGAAGGAAACGCAUCGAUGGCAUCCGGUCGCCCCGAUGGCAAUACCACAUUGCUGUACCCAGGAAGAUAGCAUCAAAGGCUACAGGAUACCAAAGGGUGCAAUGAUCUUGCCUAACAACUGGUGGUUCACGCACGACCCUGCCAUCUAUCCAGACCCAAUGACCUUCCGCCCAGAACGCUACCUCGACGGCUCCACGCAGCCCGACCCACGCACAUGGACUUUUGGCUACGGGCGUCGUGUCUGUCCCGGUCGAUACGUUGCCGACAAUGCCCUCUUCACGACCAUUGCACAGUCGCUUGCUGUCUUCAACGUUGAAAAGCCAGUCGUGAAUGGGGAGAUUGUCGAGCCCAAAGUGGAAUUCGAAGCGGGUGUUGUUAGUCAUCCGAAGCCGUAUCGUGUGAGUAUCACACCGAGGAGUGAGAAGUGCAGGGAGUUGAUUAGGAGGGCUGAGGAGGUGUAUCCGUGGGGGGAGAGUGAUGCUGAGGCGUUGAAAGGGAUGAGAUAG
Alternaria postmessia is the source of this 1581-nucleotide messenger RNA. RefSeq lists its product as uncharacterized. Gene Ontology annotation, molecular function: iron ion binding; oxidoreductase activity, acting on paired donors, with incorporation or reduction of molecular oxygen; heme binding. The coding region runs from base 1 to 1581 and encodes 526 amino acids. The record is from RefSeq and is a predicted model, not a curated record. The transcript is spliced from 4 exons. Lineage: Eukaryota; Fungi; Ascomycota; Dothideomycetes; Pleosporales; Pleosporaceae.